Corylus avellana is the source of this 1687-nucleotide messenger RNA. Its product is annotated as RNA-binding (RRM/RBD/RNP motifs) family protein. Gene Ontology annotation, molecular function: RNA binding. NCBI's taxonomy places the organism in Eukaryota, Viridiplantae, Streptophyta, Magnoliopsida, Fagales, Betulaceae. The record is from RefSeq and is a predicted model, not a curated record. Gene Ontology annotation, cellular component: nucleoplasm.
ACAGCCGAAAUUGAGGCGACAUUGUUCCAUUGUUAAGGCGACUCUCUUACCCUCUGCCGGCCACUGCCCAACGCCCAUUCGCCGCUGGCCACUGCCCAACGGCCACCAUAUUUUGGGUUGCAAUUCUUUGUUGGGUUGUCUGUCUAUUUGUUUUAUAGCCUUUUUGAUGGAUAGAGAUUAGAUUCUGAUCAGUAAAAUUGGAAAGGGAAAGUUGGAGAAGAGUUGUUGGGUUCCAUUGUGGGAUUAUGGGUCACCACUCACCAGUGCUUAAAAUCAUACGAAAUUUGAUUUUAUUUGAAUAUCCUCUUCCUUUCUGAAGCACGUUGUUGUCUUCUCUUAGUUAUCAUAUUUGAUUUGAUUUCUGGCGGUUUCGGCUUUUGGGUUAUCAACGACGUUGAGACUUUUUCAGGGAGAAGUCAGAAGAGAGAUUACGUGGUUUUGUUGAAUUGGGUGGGUUGAUCCGGUGUUUUGUGUUUAUUCUAUUUGGUGAAAUAAAUUGACAUGUCAAAAUUCUAUUGGAUGCUGUAAAUGAGGUCCUGAUUAAAGUUAUACCCUGGAGUAACUUCGGAACAUAGGAAGGAGGAGGACGACGAGAAAAUAAAUGCCUCGAUACAAGGACGAGCCUCCGGCGGUUCGCGUCUACACGGUCUGCGACGAAUCCAGGUAUCUGGUCGUGAAGAACGUUCCGGCACUGGGGUGCGCCGACGAAUUGCUCAAACUGUUCGCUUCCUAUGGAGACGUUGAAGACUGUAAGCCAAUGGAUGCCGAGGACUGUGAGCCAUUCACCGACGUUUACUGGAUCAAAUUCCGCCUCGUCAGCAACGCCAGGUUUGCGAAGAGAAAAUUGGACGAGUUUGUUUUCAUAGGAAAUCGGCUGCAGGUUUCGUAUGCUCCGCAAUUUGAGAGCCUCUCUGACUCGAAGAAUAAGCUAGAAUGGAGGAGCAGGGAAGUUCUAGCACGUUUAAAUCCCGGGAGAUCCAAAGGGCUUGCGGUUGGUGCUUCGACUGAGGACUCGUUAGUUGCUUCUCCCUCGCAGACGAACUGCCUUCCCCAACAGACGAAUUCUAACCAAAGGGACUCCAGAGAAUCGAUUAAUAAUUAUUCUCCUAUCACACGGGUUUCCUCUGACAAGGACUAUUUUGCAUCUCAUUCAAUGAAUCAGACAGUUCAGUUGGUAAGAGAGAAGCUCAAUAAGAUUCAAUCGAGUUCUGAGCAUAUACAAGCCGCGCCAAAGAAAGCACGAGUAGACAACAGAAGAAGAAUCUAAUGGAUUGUUAAUGGUGGAGGAAGUGAUUAGAUUCCAAAAGGUGUUUUAUUUUUUGGGACUCACCUCUGUUUAACUUCUCCUACGUGCAUAUUAUGCCAACUGCACUUGUUUAGCUACAUCCAUCAUAUCUUGAUAAUGUAAAUACUAUUCUCUUUGUUUCUAUUUUGAGUUUCUGAGGAGUUUUUUUUUUUUUUUUUUUUUUGUGUGCCUUUUGAGUGCAUUUUAAACCAUGUGCUUAUAUUCUUUGUAAGAACAAUAUUCGACAUUGUAAUUUUAUUUUUUCUGUGAUACAUUCAUAAAGAAAGUUUCACAUGAUUGUAGUAUUUUUCCUAUUUGAAAGUUAAAAGAGAUCAUGUAUUGGCAGUUGGCUACAUUUAUUCUCUAUGGAAAAUGCAGAGGAAUUACCAAUUCUUCUGUUGU